Messenger RNA from Trichoderma atroviride IMI 206040, 843 nucleotides. The record is from RefSeq and is a predicted model, not a curated record. NCBI's taxonomy places the organism in Eukaryota, Fungi, Ascomycota, Sordariomycetes, Hypocreales, Hypocreaceae.
AUGGCCAAGUUGACUCUAACGUCCACAUAUAAAAUGAAGUCGGGGUACGAGAUUCCCGUAUUAGGCUUUGGGGCCGUCACCGCUAUUGUCCAUGCCUUGAAAGCCGGAUACAGACAUUUCGAUUCCGCGCGCAUGUAUGACAGCGAAAAGGCCUGUGGAGAAGCGUUCAAGUUGUCAGGCAUUCCUCGCGAGGAGAUUUUCGUCACCACAAAAGUUCGCAAGGGCGGAUACAAAGAGACCAAAAAGGCCGUUGAAAAGAGUCUUCAGGAGACGGGGCUGGAUUACAUCGACUUGUAUCUCAACCACAGUCCAUAUGGCGGCCCAGAGGCGAGAAAGGGCACGUGGAAAGCUUUGGUAGAAGCAAAGCAUGAAGGCAAGAUUCGAUCUAUGGGAGUGUCCAACUAUGGCGUGCAUCAUCUUGAAGAGACGCUCGCAUACAUCAAGGAGCUGGAGGGCGAGCUUGGUGAAGGGAAUGCAGGGGAGAUUAGCGUUGGCCAGUGGGAGCUGCAUCCAUGGCUGGCGCAUCCAGAUAUCGUGGAAUGGUGCAAUAAGCAUGGGGUUGUGAUGGAAGCGUAUUGUCCGAUUGCCAAGGGACAGCGAUUUGAGGAGCCGCAGGUGCAGGCUCUUAUGAAGAAGUAUGGGAAGACGGGAGCCCAGAUCUUACUGCGAUGGAGUUUACAAAAGGGCUUCGUUCCUUUGCCAAAGAGUGAAACGCCGUCUAGAAUUGAGGCCAAUGCGGAACUCUACGAUUUUGAAUUGGCGGAAGAGGAUAUGGCAACGUUGGAUUUUGACUCUUAUUCGCCGACUACAUGGGAUCCUACAGUCAGUCCUCUUGAUAAUUAG